GCAGAUGUCGUUGUCGGUUUGGCCAACUUAACUCAAGGAAUUUGAGUAGGCUACCUAAAGUUCAGAUGGUCAUUUUGUAAACCCAGAAUUGUUCUCCCGUGCGCCUAGACCGAACCAUUUGCAGGGGUAUGACUUUCAUAGUUCAGAUAACCGGGGUAGAUCCAGAUGGUGCAUUUCAGUGAUUGUGUGUAGUGCUGUAGUGUGGACUACUGAAGUUUUCCAGUGUAUCCGAUUGCAAAAUAUGUUAGCCUACUGGUUUAAACUGGAUAGGAAUCGAGGGGAGUGUCAAAGUCUAGCUUUGGCUUGAAACAAAUAAAAACUAACGCUCUGCUGAUCUGAGUAUCUUUAGCGUAUGUACAGUAGGCCUACGAAGACUUAGGUCAGAAUCUGAGCAAGCAAAAAGAGCCACAACAAUGCCAAACGGUCACAAAGGCCCGACUCAGUCAGACCAUCAUGACUGUCACCAUGCUGGGGUGUAUGAUUACAAUCUGCUCGUUGUUGGAGGAGGGUCAGCAGGCCUUGGUGUGGCCAAGGAGGCAGCUAUUCUAGGUCAGAAGGUACUACUACUUGACUUUAUGACCCUAUCUCCUAAAGGAUCCACGUGGAAUGUCAGCAGCUGUGGUGUGAGUGUCCUUAAGAAGCUGAUGCACCAGGCUGCCUCCAUAGGCCAGACCUUGAAGGACUCGGCUGCCUAUGGUUGGAGACUCCAACAUCCUGUGUCUCAUAGCUGGCCUGAGUUGACGGAUGCCCUACAGCAGAGAGUGAAGGCUCUGAGCUUUGAGCUUAGGCAUGAGCUGCGGAAGCGUGGCAUCACCUACAUGCACGCUCACGCAGCACUCCUGGACCCCCACACUGUACAGGCAACGGAUGCGAAAGGGGAUCAGACAAGUCACACUGCAGAAACCAUUGUGGUCGCCACAGGAGACAGGCCACACUACCCAGAUCUCCCUGGAGCCAAAGAGCAUUGCAUCACCUGUGAUGACCUCUUCUCCCUGCCGUACUCCCCCGGCCGGACCCUGGUGGUGGGGGGAACAGGAGAGGCGCUGGAGGCUGCUGGCUGGUUGUUUGGUCUGGGUCUGGAUGUGAGCGUUAUGCCGCAGUCCUCCGUGCCAGAUGGCUACGACCAAAAGGUGGUCAGAAAGAUAGAGGAUCACAUGUACGUGCAGGGGGUCAACUUCCUGUAUGGCUCCAUGCUCACAAAGGUAGAACAGAUUGAGGCAGGCAGUCCAGGGAAACUGAGGGUCACAGCUCAUUCUCCUGAACUGGGUGACAUAUAUGCAGAAGACUUCAGCACUGUACUCCUAGCCGUGGGCAGGGAUGCCUGUAUGCAUAACAUUGGCCUGGAGAGAGCUGGGGUGCAAGUCGACCAGAGAACAGGAAAGAUAGUUGUGAGUGAUGAAGACCGGACCAGCGUGUCGCACAUCUAUGCCAUCGGAGCUGUACAGGAUGGAAGGCUGGCUCAUUCAGGCCUCUCCAUGCAAGCUGGACGCCUGCUGGCUCAGAGGCUGUACGGAGGCAAAAACACUAAGAGCGACUACUCCAGCGUUCCCACGGUGCUGUUCACACCCAUGGAGUAUGCAGCCUGCGGCCUUACUGAGGAGACCGCCUGCCAGAGGUUUGGAGAGACGAGCAUAGAGGUCUUCCACAGCAACUACUGGCCACAGGAGUGGACUCUGCCCAGGAGGAACAAGAAUUCCUGCUAUGCCAAAGUCAUCUGUCACAUCUCAGACAAUCAUCGUGUGCUCGGGGUUCAUAUCCUGGGCCCCAGCGCAGGUGAGAUCAUUCAGGGUUUCGCCACCGCCCUCAGGUGUGCCCUGACCAAAGAGCAGCUGGACGCCACAGUCGGCCUCCACCCUGUGUGUGCAGAGGUGCUGACCAAUUUGACACUCACCCAGCGAGAGACUGAGGCCAUGCUUGUGCAGGGAAAUUGCUGAGGUUAAUGCCCUGCUGUCAUUCAGUUUCCCAUGGUAACAUCUGUUUUUUUGACAUUUGUUGCCAUGGGAAUAAUGUGGACAGCAGGGAGAUCCCUGUAUGUGGUCCGGGUGUGGAGUGAUGGACAGUGAGGCAGUUCUAAAACUGACCAAUGAUGUCCCAGCCUGGAGCCUGGAAACAGGUGGGCGGAGACUGAUGAACUACUGCCAUCCAACUAACAUUUUUUCCCCAAGUUUAGUCACUUUGCUUUCCUACAUCCAAGAAUUGUCCCUGAUGCAGUGAAGUGAAGUCAAGAUAUCGGUAGUCAUUUCAUGAAUUCCAUCUUUGCAGAGGAAAACACUGUGCAUUUUUGUAAUUAAUUUGGUCUUCUGUUGUAUUGGGUGACUUCUUGCUGUGAUCUGCAUUCAUUCAAAUUGCAGAUGAUAAGCUUUACUAUUCUUAUAGUGUAUGUUUCAGCUAAGGAAACAUGACUACUUCUAAAGUCAAAUGUGAAUUUGACACUAAAAGUUCCAAAUUAGAGCCUGUUGCUAGGUUACUAAAUUUUGAUUGGUCGUCAAGAGAGAAGAGACAUAGACAAGACCAGCGCUGUUCUAAAAGUUGAACAGAUUUCAACUUUUAGUGCUCUGAAAAACACACAGCGCUUUCACAAUGCAUGACGAAAAUAACAGUGGACUAACUAUGGAUAACUUAGGAUAACUUGUAGACCAUAAAGGUAAGAGUUCAUUGUCCUAUACGUUUAGCUAUGUUCGCCAUGUCCAGCUUCUAAAUGUGAUGUGGCUAAUGGGGUGUGUAUCUGUGUGUGUGUGGAGAGGGGAGAUUUGUUGUGUGUUUGGGUGGGGGAUUGUGUAAUGGUGUGUGUGCGUUGGGGGGGUUGGUGUGUGUGUUGGGGGGAGAUUAUUGGGGUGUGUGGAGAAAAGGGAUGUAGGCUACCUGUGUGUGUGUGUGUGUAGGCCUUUUUACACUGCCAAAAUUCCCGCAAAUUCUAUUAGUUCCGGCACCAGUGUGAAAACGUUAGGGCGGAAAGGGGGGACGUGGGUGGGCAUUUUUAUGACACUACAUAUGUCCAACCCACUACAGGAGAUUUAAAAUCUGACUGAUCAAAAGCAGCAAUAGCAGAGACAGCACGUUACGACAAUCUUUAAAUCCACAAAGCUUCCAGUCAUUUAACGCCUGCUAGAGUUGACUGUAAGUCGGAAUGCAAUUGGUUGCCAUAAUAGACUAUCCUAAAAUCCAGCGAUAAAACAAAACAUGAACUCAUUGAGCGUCUGUCCUAGCAAGCUUUUACAUUAUAUCACAUCAUAAACUACUGUCAUUACCCCCCCCCCCCCCCCCCCACACACACACACACACACAAUAUACCUUUUUAAUUGCUACUUAUACUUUUUUCUUGAACGUUGAACUGGGUCUUGAGCACAAGAAUUUCAUUACUUAUAAUUCCUUUUAUGAAUACAUGACAAUAAACUACUUGAACAUGAAAUGUAUUUCUGCUAGGUCAACAGGGAGUGGGGGGGAAAAGGUCAACGUGCCAGAUGCAUGGCUCUAAAGGGUUAUGUAGUCUCUUAAUUAAUCAUAGGUGUGUUUUGUGUGUAACAUGCAAUAAGCCGAAUAGACUGCCAUCUCCUAUUGGUUUGCUUACACCCUGGCUCUUUCAGUGAUGGAUUUGCCAGGUGGAAAACAAUACACACUACAGCAACCUGAUGUGAUCUUGAUGUACACAAUAAUAAUCUUUACAUUGUAAUAAGUCAAGUUAUCUUAACCAAUCUUAGCUUAACUAAAUAAUGUCCUUACUUAAACCACACUGCAUAUCAAUAUCAAAACUAGUAUGCCUAGUAAUAGUAAGUCAUUUGGCAUGCAAUACCUUUAUUGUUCUCUGCAGGCUUACAUUAAAGUAUCAACAUAUUGUUGAUUGACCCAUCAAAAUGUCAAAAAUGAAGAAAUGUCAUCA
Messenger RNA from Alosa sapidissima (American shad), 3877 nucleotides. Its product is annotated as thioredoxin reductase 1, cytoplasmic-like. The record is from RefSeq and is a predicted model, not a curated record. Bases 414 to 1934 code for a protein of 506 amino acids. The transcript is spliced from 14 exons. Gene Ontology annotation, molecular function: thioredoxin-disulfide reductase (NADPH) activity; glutathione-disulfide reductase (NADPH) activity; flavin adenine dinucleotide binding. Gene Ontology annotation, cellular component: cytosol; mitochondrion. Lineage: Eukaryota; Metazoa; Chordata; Actinopteri; Clupeiformes; Clupeidae. Gene Ontology annotation, biological process: glutathione metabolic process; cell redox homeostasis; cellular response to oxidative stress.